Messenger RNA from Haemonchus placei, 411 nucleotides. Lineage: Eukaryota; Metazoa; Nematoda; Chromadorea; Rhabditida; Trichostrongylidae. The record is from the annotation of a GenBank genome assembly.
AUGUCUGUACUCAUACUGUUCGUGCCUAUCACAGAGUUGCAAGCUGUGGCUGUCAAAGGCCGACUCAUGUGUGGGGACAAACCACUGAGUGGAGCCAUUCUAAAGAUUGUUGAUCAAGAUCACGAUGGAGAUAAGGACGACCUAUUGGAUGAAGCAAGGACGGGCGAUGACGGUGAAUUUUACCUGAAAGGCGGGACGUAUGAAGAGACACGAAUAGAACCAGCACUCAAAAUUUAUCACGAUUGUGGUCACAAGUUUAAGCGGCGUGUAUACUGGAUGCUUCCGGCUAAAUACAUCAACAAUGGAACGAUUACCGAAUGGAUGGAUAUUGGAUCGAUAAAUAUGGAAAUUAAUUUUGGUAAUGAAGAACGUGAUUGCCGGCAUAAAAGGCAUCGACCUCAUAGGCACUGA